UUCUCUUCCAGGCGGGGAGAAGUAUGGUGGGAGUGAAAUCUUUAUCUCUUUCGCUAAAUGAAUGAUAAAAUUGGAAUUUACUUUCAUAUUCAUUCAUCUGGUUUGGCAGUUUGGCGAAUGAAACGAAUACGAAUAAAGAAAUGAUGACAAAUCGAGGAAAAUUCUAUAGAAAAAAGUGAAAUUCAAGAUUUCAUCCGUUCAUCGACUACUACCAUAGCCAUUAUCCAUAUUUAAAAUGAAUUCCGAUGUUCAACUUGCUAUUGAUAAAUGCAUCCUUUGGUCAGAUCUUCCAAUUAAUAUUAAACAAAGUUUGGGGAAUUCUCAAAAAGAAUACGAAAAAUGUAUAAUUUCCUACAGUAUCAAUAAUCAACUGCGUUAUCGUGAAAACUUGAUCCGGUCCGUGUACAAAGAUGAGAAAAAAUAUUACGAAGAAUUGCUCACUUACAGCCAAGAUAACUUGAUGCUGUAUCCGUACCAUUUAGCUGAUGUUAUAGUCAAAGGCUUGAGAGUCACACCAUUCCAAUAUUACAUAUCCAUUAUCGAAUCUAUGAUAGAUCACGAUAAAAGUUACGAUUCCAUACCAAAUUUCACAGCUAUUGAUUGCUUAAGACUGUUGGGUAUUGGACGCAAUGAGUACAUAGAACUAAUGAAUCAAUGUAGAUCAGGAAAAAAACUUUUUAGAAGGAAAAGCAUAUGUAAAAAUUUACUUCCUGUGAAGCCCGUCGAUAUUCACAUAGAACCGUGGUGGUUAGCUGAAACUGGUUUUAUAACUGACGAAGAUGUUAAAAUGGUAUCUGAGGCAGAAAAAGCUCUUAUCGACUCCAUUAUCGAUCAUGGCAAACAAAAAGCUGGUCAAUUAGACUACAAUUUAGUUUGUUCGUUGUAUAAGAAAGGUUUGUUAUACUUGGAAGUACCUAUAGAAGACGACGAUCAUAUCAUUGUUUUAACGUUGGAAGGCUUUGUGAUGAAUCGUGUGCUUGGAGAUUAUUUAGAAAAGUUGUUGUACAAAAUAUUAGUUUCAAUCGAUGAAAGAACAUCGGUUGCUGAAUUGGCGACCCUACUACAAAGGGAUAUUAAAGCUGUGAAAGAUGCUAUAUCCUUGUUUUGUCGUCUCAAUCUUGCCAAGAAAAAAGGUGUAAAUCAAAGUGUGCAUUACACUUGGAAUGAAGUUACCAGUUCUCCUAUUGCUGAUUCGAAGUUGAAAAAUCAUAUCAUAACUGACGAUCCGUUGUUGAAAGAACUAAAUGAUGCCUUAGCCGAAACUAGUUCUUUGUUUAAAGAUGAAGAUGAAAAUACUAGUAACGUAAAUAAUUAUCAAAUAAUGGAUAGUCCUCCAUCGUCACAAAAACGUAUAGCUUUUUUCUUCGAUUCAACAUUAACAGCAUUUUUGAUGAUGGGUAAUCUAUCUCCUGACCUGAAAAAACAUGCUGUGAAAAUGUUUGAAGCUGGAAAGCUAACCAAUGAAGAUUUAGACGAAUUCUUAAAUGAAUUGAAAAAUGUUAGCUCAGUUCGCGAUGAAAGCGAAGGCGAGGCUAAACGAUAUUUUGAUCACGCUUUGAUAUUGAGAGAGACAGUUCUGGCAUUAAGAAGUAAUUCUACCAAACUGAUUGAUCUAAUAAGAUGCGAAAGUUUACAAUCAUUGGAUCAAGAAAUUGAUAGAUUUUUAGAAAAAAAUUAUUUUUUAUUGGUGUCCAUGGCUCCUUUGAGCAAGGAAGUCAAACCUAUAACAUGUUCCACAUUACCCCAUCUAGGACCACCGGAUUUGGCCGUGAAUUCGAUCUGGUUUAAAUUAUUUUUAUAUAAAACCGUUGGAUGUGGACCACCGUCUGUAUUGUUUCCUCGUGGUACAAGAGUGAAAAAAAUACCAAAAAUAUUUCGAAAUAACUGUGAUAAAGUAUUGAUUACUUCUUGGGGUCAUGAACCGGCUAGUCUACCACUUUCAAACAUGCUAUAUGCAUUGAACGAUGCGUUACUAUAUACACCAGUAUUGGUGCAAAGUCAUGGAAAAGAUGAACAAAUGUUUAGUAAUACUUGUGUCCUUUCGUUUCCUUUUAAAGAUGACGUCGUGUCGGAAUUUGGUAUUAAGUGGUCGAUGCAUAAAGGUAUGAGAACACUGAAUGAUGCUUUCAAUCUGAACAAUACGUGUGGAUAUAUUACCAUGUUACGUACUGACAAUCAUUCAGUCUGUAAACAUAGUUCUUCCGAUAUGAAUACAGAAAAUACGUCAAAAUCAACUUGCGAACAUUCCACAGAUUUGCCAUCAAAUGGAAUCACCAGCGAAGAAAAUAAAGUCUUGCUCCAGCAAGAAGUAGAUGACAGCAGAAAUUUUGUAAAAAGUUCAGAGUCUCCGUUGCCUGAUACUUCAGCAAAUUCUAAUGAUCCGAUCGUUACGAAAGCAGAAACUUUCACUCGCAGAGUAAAAUUGCCUAUUCCAUCAGCAUCUAUGCCUACAAUAGACGACUGGUGUAUAUUGGAUUGCGUGUUUGGAGUUCCUUUAUUUGAUAAUAAAUUAAAUAACUCUAUAUGCAAUGCAAUAGUCAACGAAGGACUGUGGCACGAAGACAGUUUGGGGAAAUUGAUUCAAGUUAACAAGACACUGGCUUAUAAUUUAACCGAAUUCAUUCGUAAGGAACAGCAGGGUUUCGUCAGAUAUGAUGAUGAAUUACUUCUAAAGGAUAACGAAGCACCUUGGCCGGGCUCUAGUCUCAUGUUUUACGAAGGAAAAUUAUCAUCGUGGGAUCAAGAAUGAACACUAGUCAUCGCAUAUUUUUACGUUUCGUAUUUUCUAUUAUGUUACCUUGUGUUUUCAAUGUUAUAUUUGUACAUUCCUCUCAGGAUAUUGAAAUUUUUUUCUAUUCAUCAUUACUUCAUUGUGCACACGUAACGAUUAAUUUUUAAAUAUGACUUCGAGUAUCAUUCCAUAUUUUUACUUAUUUUAUUCCAAUUUUCAAACAUUUCAGGGCUGAUUUGCGUUAGGUAUAUUUUUAUUUUAAUGUUCUCGCAACGUUUUGCCGGAACAGUCGCAUUUAACAAAUUUAUAAUAAUUUUUUUACAUAUUCGUAAUCCAUUUUUUGAAGUUCGUUUUAAUUAUUUUUUACCUGUCGUAUAAUAUUGAUCGUUAGUAUUUUUUUUUAUUCCAAAGUGGGGAUCACUUUAUUAUACGCAAUUACUGAAAUUUUUCCUUAGUUCCGUCCCGUUAUAGUGUGAGUACGAGCUUGUUUAUUGUAAAUAUUUAUAUAAAAUUAUCCUGACUGUAUAUUGUGUAUAAUGUAUUUCGUUUAUUACGGUUUCAUUAGCUCGCAAUAAAAAUGCUAAUGAAGUAAGUAUACCGUUUGCAAAAUACACACUCGCUCAGUAAAGUAAUGGGCGGUUUUAUGGACGUACGUAUGUAUAAUGAUAUUGUAUUUUAAAACAUUUUUACAUUAUGGAAAAUACGACAAAAAUCGUAUAAAAAAAUCAGUACCGAUUUGUUGAAGAUUGUAAUCAAUUUUUUGCGCCGUUUUUCACAGUUCUAGUUUUACCUUAUUCAGUGGGGUUUCACGUAUUGUUUACCUACCUAUUUAUACAGCUGUAUUUUCGAUUUUACGAAAUACACCGUAUGCAUUUAUAA
Messenger RNA from Planococcus citri (citrus mealybug), 3610 nucleotides. Its product is annotated as protein FAM91A1. The transcript has 16 exons. The coding region runs from base 236 to 2749 and encodes 837 amino acids. NCBI's taxonomy places the organism in Eukaryota, Metazoa, Arthropoda, Insecta, Hemiptera, Pseudococcidae. The record is from RefSeq and is a predicted model, not a curated record.